UGGCAGCUGAAGGACCCUUUGUGUCUGAAAAAAUCACCUCAGUGUGAAACCGGUGAAUGUUUGUUAGUAACUGCCGAUUUAUUUAUUAUUUCACCGCUUGAGUUCGACAAGAUUCCACAUACAACUGAACAUUAAUCGGGCUGUGAGCGGCGGGAUCUCAGUUGAACACCGUUCUUACUUGAUUUAUUAACAUCCGGCGAUCAAACAAACAAACAGCGACGUAUAAGUCCGAAUUCAAUCCGAAUCUGAAUAUGAGCGAAACUCUGGGUCGAGUUGAAGUGUGUGAAAGUCUCUUGACAUGGAUUCAGACGUUUGGUGUGGAGGCUCCAUGUUCAUCAGUAGAUGAUCUGACCAGUGGAAUGGCCAUGGCACAAGUUCUACAGAAAGUUGAUGCUAUGUACUUCACUGACGCUUGGAUCGCUCGAAUUAAAGCUGAUGUUGGGGACAACUGGAGGUUAAAGGUCAGCAAUUUAAAGAAAAUACUGAAAGGUAUUCUGGAUUACAACCAUGAGGUGUUGGGUCAGCAGAUGAAUGACUUCACUCUUCCAGACGUCAGUCUCAUUGGAGAACACUCAGAUCCCGCUGAACUGGGUCGGAUGUUGCAGCUCAUUUUAGGCUGUGCGGUGAACUGUGAACAGAAACAGGAAUAUAUCCAGACCAUAAUGAUGAUGGAGGAAUCCGUCCAGCACGUUGUCAUGACGGCCAUCCAGGAGCUGAUGAGUAAAGAGACGCCCGUGUCCGCAGGCAGUGACUCUUACAUAGUUCUGGAGAGACAGUUGAAGAAGACGGCAGAGGAUCUGAAUGACGCUUUAUCCACUAAAGAAGAAGUCGCUCAGCGCUGUCAUGAACUCGACAUGCAGGUGGCGGCUCUUCAGGAGGAGAAGAGCAGUCUGCUGGCUGAGAAUCAGGUGUUAAUGGAGAGACUCAACCAAUCUGACUCCAUCGAGGAUCUGAACAGUCCGGCCGGCCGCAGACACCUGCAGCUGCAGACCCAACUCGAACAGCUGCAGGAAGAGACCUUCAGACUGGAAGCAGCUAAAGAUGAUUACCGUAUUCGAUGUGAGGAGCUGGAGAAGGAGUUACUGGAGGUCAGGGGUCAAAACGAGGACUUGACCUCUCUGGCCGAGGAGGCGCAGUCACUGAAAGAUGAGAUAGAUGUUCUCAGGCACUCCUCUGAUAAGGUGUCGAAGCUGGAGGCUCAGGUGGAGGUGUAUAAGAAGAAGCUGGAGGAUCUUGGAGACCUGAGACGUCAGGUGAAGCUCUUAGAGGAGAAGAACACCAGCUACAUGCAGAACACAGUCACUCUGGAGGAAGAUCUGCGUAAAGCCAAUGCCACACGAGGACAGCUGGAAACCUACAAGAGACAGGUGGUGGAACUUCAGAACAAACUCUCUGAGGAGUCCAAAAAAGGCGAUAAGAUGGAGUUUGAGUAUAAGCGUGUGAAGGAGAAAGUCGACUCUCUUCAGAAGGACAAAGAUAGGAUGAGAACAGAGAGAGAUUCUCUGAAGGAGACGAUUGAAGAGCUGAAGUGUGUGAAAGCUCAGGAGUCUCAGCUCACAUCAGGUUUGGUGCCACUCGGAAGUAACGAGCCGUCCGAUUCGCUGGCUGCAGAAAUUGUUACACCAGAGAUUCGGGAGCGUCUGAUUCGACUGCAGCAUGAGAAUAAGAUGUUGAAGUUGGCUCAGGAGGGAUCAGAUAAUGAACAGAUCGCUCUGCUCACCAGCUUACUGGAGGACGCCAACAGCAGAAAGAAUGAACUGGAGACAGAGAGCAGACUAGUGAAUCAGAGGUUACUGGAGCGUCAGUCUCAGGUGGAGGAACUGCAGAAGUCUCUUCAGGAACACGGAUCUAAAUCAGAUGAUUCUGCUGUAAUGAAGAGGAAAUGUCAGGAACAUCUAGAGAAGUUAAGAGAUGUGUCUAAUGAACUACAGAAGAAGAGUUGUGUGAUUGAAGAUAUGGAGAGCAGAAUGUUUUCCAGCGCUCAGACCAUUGAAGAACUGGAGGAAGCGCUCAAGAAGAAAGAUGAAGAUAUGAAACAGAUGGAAGAAAGAUACAAGAAAUACCUGGAGAAAGCCAAAAGUGUGAUUCGGACUCUGGACCCCAAACAAAAUCAAGGUUCUGCUCCUGAAGUUCAAGCCCUGAAGAACCAGCUGCAGGAGAGAGAGAGAAUGCUGCACUCUCUAGAGAAGGAGUACGACAAGACAAAGUCUCAGCGAGAUCAGGAGGAGAAACUCAUUGUGUCUGCCUGGUACAAUAUGGGAAUGGCUCUGCAGAAGAAAGCGGCUGAGGAUCGAUUGGCCAGCACGGGAUCGGGUCAGUCUUUCCUGGCCCGACAGAGACAGGCCACCAGCGCCCGCCGGGCGUAUCCGGGCCACGUGCAGCCCACCGCAGCCAGUGAUGUUAAAGCAUGACCAGCAGGGGGCGGGGCUACAUGACUUUUCGUUUAACUCAUCCGUACCCACUAACACAUCAUGAACUUCUAACCGCUGAAGCCGUGUGGUACUAACACGCCCCUGUGGUCACAUGACGGGUCAGUGAGGUGUCAAUCAUUCUGUCAUGUGUGUUGUCUUUAAAACUGACCUGUGAUCAGUGUCAGAACCUGACUUGCAGAACGAUGAUCUUUUUGGUUUUCAUCGGACAUCUCCGCAUUUGUGUUUUAUUGUUUUAUAAUCUGUGUGGAAUUGUGUGACAGUAUUUGAUCUGGAGUUACUGACAGAAGAUUGAGUCACUGUGCCUUCACUCGUAUUUAUUGAUUCUGUCUUUAUGGUUCGGCUGCUCUGAUGGACGUGUGUAUCUGACAACGCAGUAUUUCCACUCACAGCUGUCCUAUGGACACGUCUGAUCUGUUACCGACAGUGUUGCAACCGCUUCUUUUUUUGUGUGAGAUCAGUAUGUGCGUUUUACUUUAGAUAUGAUGUUGCUCAGACAACUUUAAUUUGAAUUCUGCUGCUGUUUUCCACAAGUAAAUUGAUGAAUAUUCAUUCUCCAGCAUAUAUAUAUAUAUAUAUAUAUAUUUGUGUUUGUGUUGUUUUUAAUGCAGGAUUUUAAUAUUUCAGUUUGUAUUAGAAAGAGGUUUUUCAGAGGGUCAUAUAAACUUCUCUCGCCUGCACCAGAUGAACAUUUUGGAAAAUACAGUUACAGUUUUGUUUUUAUUCUCUCAUUACAUUUAGCUGAUAUGUAGUUCGGAUGCUUCUUUCAACUUGCCAAGUUUUAUAUUGUUUGUAUAGAAUAUGUACAUGCUGUAUGUGAGGCAGUUUUACAAGAACGGAUGGAUUAUUAGAUGCAAUUCAUGCUGUGUCUUCAUUAAAACUCUUUUGAGGAGUUUGUGCUUCCAAUGCUACAAAACUGUACAGUUGUUGUUCAAGUUGUAAAUAAAGCUUGUAUAAAAGAUU
Triplophysa rosa is the source of this 3392-nucleotide messenger RNA. It is a transcript of the gene hook3, whose product is annotated as hook microtubule-tethering protein 3. Bases 252 to 2411 code for a protein of 719 amino acids. Gene Ontology annotation, biological process: cytoskeleton-dependent intracellular transport; cytoplasmic microtubule organization. The transcript has 23 exons. Gene Ontology annotation, molecular function: microtubule binding; dynein light intermediate chain binding. Gene Ontology annotation, cellular component: centrosome; cytoplasm. NCBI's taxonomy places the organism in Eukaryota, Metazoa, Chordata, Actinopteri, Cypriniformes, Nemacheilidae. The record is from RefSeq and is a predicted model, not a curated record.